Triticum dicoccoides is the source of this 586-nucleotide messenger RNA. RefSeq lists its product as uncharacterized. The transcript is spliced from 5 exons. Bases 72 to 374 code for a protein of 100 amino acids. Lineage: Eukaryota; Viridiplantae; Streptophyta; Magnoliopsida; Poales; Poaceae. The record is from RefSeq and is a predicted model, not a curated record.
GUACAUGACGUGUCUGGUGACUCUGUUUUCAGGUAGAAGAUGGCUCUCACGGGAAUUGGUCUUGCGGUCACAUGGCAGAACCUUGCCCCAAGGAACACUGUAGAGAAAGGGUUCCUCAUUUGGCAACCUCCAAGUUGUUCCUGAGAGCCGUCACCGUCUGGCUGAUCGGCAUCGCCACAGAGGGCGGUCUGUUCCGUGGCACCGGCAUCACCUGCGUGCUUGUGUCCAUCGAGGUCAUCGACUCCUCCAUCCGCCUCCGGCACUCCCAGCGGUCUAGGAUCUGGAGCAUCUUGUACGUGGCAAUGCAGCUUAAUGUGAUCUACAGCAUCCUAAUGAGCAGGCUCGUCCAUGAGAAGGUUGAUGUUGCUGCAUAGCCGGUUGAAGUAUCAGAAGAUCUACAGCUACCUUGUCGGGAAGAGGGCCGGGCAAUGGAGAAGCAGGCAUGGGUUCUUCUACCUCCCCUGAGCUGUAGGUACAGUGGCCAGAGAAGAGGUGGAGCAGCAGGCCAACAUCGAGCACACAACACCUCUGAAUAUCAACAUACAACGGCCAGAGCAGUCUAGUUACAUUUGCAAACCAACGUGGU